Molecule: messenger RNA, 4320 nt
Organism: Cyphellophora europaea CBS 101466
Lineage: Eukaryota; Fungi; Ascomycota; Eurotiomycetes; Chaetothyriales; Cyphellophoraceae
Exons: 1
Coding region: 1-4320 (1439 amino acids)
Biological process (GO): phosphatidylinositol dephosphorylation
Cellular component (GO): membrane; cytoplasm
Molecular function (GO): phosphatidylinositol-4,5-bisphosphate 5-phosphatase activity; phosphatidylinositol-3,5-bisphosphate 5-phosphatase activity
Source: RefSeq, a predicted model, not a curated record
AUGUCGAUGAAGGUGCUCAUCAAUGAUCAUCCUCAUCGCACUCUGGCCAUCGCCACCGACACCCAUGCCCUCUUCUUCCGUCACACUCACUCCGCCGACGAGUCCAAAAGUCCGAGCUCCACCAGUCUUCCCCUGCCCAGUGCCGCUCCAGCGAAAUCGAUCCCACGAUGCAUGGUCGAGUUCUCGGAGCUGUCAAACUUCGACCUCUCUCAGCACCGCAACGUUGCGGCUGCGAGGGGCACACUUGGCGUCAUCACCUUGAACAGUGAUGUCUUCAUUUGCGUCGUCACAGGAUCCGUCGAGGUCGCCAAGGUGAGGCCUGGCGAAACAGUGCAGCGUAUCUACUCGGUCGAGUUCUACUGCCUGAACAGGAACGACUACGACCACAGCCACGGCCAUCUGCCAAAUCCUUAUCCAGGCCAGGAAUUUGCGUCCGAAGAAUUCGAGUAUGGCAGCGGACUCGAUACUAGCGACACACUUGCGGAACAUCCGUUCCAUGCUCUGCAAAAGCUACUUAGUGGUGGCAACUUCUACUAUAGUGUCGACUUUGAUCUGACCAGGCGUCUGCAAGACCGCGUCGAAGAUACGAGCCUUGAUAUCGCAACCCUGGAUGAAGGUUUGCUAUGGAACUCGUACAUGAUCAAUCCGCUCUUGCAGUUUCGGGCUCGACUCACGCAUCAUGAGAAGGAUGCGCUGGACGGGUCUCGAAUCCUCACCUCCGUCAUCCGAGGCUUUGCCCGCACCCUUACUGUCCCUCCGUCUUCAUCACCCAUCAGACGGAAGGUUUCGAACAUGCCCGCUUCACUUACAGUCGUAUCCAGACUGUCCUCAAGGAGGGCUGGAACCCGUUUCAACUCUCGUGGAAUCGAUGAUAAUGGAAACGUCGCAAAUUUCGUCGAGACUGAAACCAUCUUCUGGUCUCCGACCGGCCUCUGCUUCUCGUAUGUGCAAGUCAGAGGAUCAGUACCGCUGUUCUGGGAAUCCUCCUCUUCUCUGAUUCCCGGUCAACAGAAGAUUCAAAUCACUCGGUCGCCUGAAGCUACUCAACCCAGUUUUGACAAGCAUUUCGCUGGACUUGAGAAUAACUACGGUGCCAUUCACAUCGUGAAUCUGCUCAGUGCCUCGAAGCCAGGUGAGCAUGAGCUGACUCAACGGUAUAGAGAGCAUGUUCGUCGUAGUCCUCUUCGACGGAGUGACCCGAACGAAUUCGAGGACCACAACCUGCUCCGAUCAACAGAGUUCGACUUCCAUGAACACGCCAGAGGUCAAGGCUAUGACGUGACCCAGGCCUUCCGACCGUAUGUCGACUUGUCCGCCGAGUCAUUUGUGUACUUUCUGUCCGAGGAGCUGGAAGAAUGGACCACCUCCAAGGGCAAGCCAAAAAAGGUCAGUCGAGCCGCCGUGAUCAUGCAGCAAAACGGUGUAUUCCGCGUCAACUGCCUGGACUGUCUUGACCGCACGAAUCUGGUGCAAGGCAUGAUUUCGAGGAUGUCGCUAGAAUUGUUUCUCAGUCAUCGCUCGGAAAGAGCCAACAGUGAUUUUUGGAUGCGGCACGAUACCUUGUGGGCAGAUAACGGCGAUGCGCUCAGCAAAAUCUACGCCGGUACUGGCGCUCUGAAGAGCAGUUUCACUCGCCAUGGGAAAAUGAGUCUCGGUGGAGCACUCGCGGACGUUCGAAAGUCUGCAACGCGACUAUAUGUCAACCACUUUGAGGACAAGGGCCGUCAGAAUACUGUUGAUCUGCUGCUUGGCAGACUAGUGGGUCAGUCUUCUGUCGACCUCUUCGAUCCUAUCAACGACUGGGUUGUAAAUGAGCUUAGCAAGCGACGUGGCGAAUUCGAGUCUCGUUCGCAAGUAAAGGUCUUUGUCGGCACCUUCAAUCUCAACGGCAAGACCGGAGGUACUCGAGAGGAGCUCUCAGCAUGGCUCAAGCCGGGACCAGACUUUGACAUUGUCGUUGUGGGAUUUCAAGAGAUUGUCGACCUGUCUCCGCAGCAGAUCAUGAGCACAGAUCCGAAUCGACGUAUGGUCUGGGAGUCAGUUGUGCGCGGUUGCCUGAAUGGACACACCUCUGAGAAGCCGUUGCAAGCCGACGGCGAUGAGUAUGUGCUGCUUCGCUCGGGUCAGCUUGUUGGGGCGGCUCUGCUCAUCUUUGUCCGCGCACACAUGCUCGACCGUGUCAAGAACGUUGAAGGGGCUAUCAAGAAGACGGGCAUGUCCGGUAUCGCCGGCAACAAAGGCGCGGUAGCCUGUCGCAUGGAGAUCGACUCUACAUCAGUCUGCUUCGUGACAGCCCAUUUGGCAGCAGGUUUCGGAAACUACGAUGAGCGCAAUCGCGACUACAACACCAUCACAUCAGGCCUCCACUUCCAGCGGGAGCGACACAUCGAUGAUCACGAAGUUAUCGUUUGGGCUGGCGACUUCAACUACCGCAUUGGUCUCAGCUAUGAGAAUGCCAAGAGCCUGGUGCAGCAAGCAAUCAAAAGCCAGGGUUCAAAGAGAGAGGAUGCCUUGGGAUCGCUGUACGAGAACGACCAACUAAAUAUCCAGAUGGUGGCUGGCAACUGCUUUGAUUUCUACCGUGAAGGAAAAGUGGACUUUCUGCCAACUUACAAAUACGACAUUGGCAAGGAUGACUUCGAUUCGAGCGAGAAAGCACGUAUACCGGCGUGGACUGACAGAAUAUUAUACAAGGUGAAUCACCGACACAGCAUGAGCGGUGGGCAGGGCGAGGAGCUUGGCACCAAAGUCCGACUGGACAGGUACGAUUCUGUACAGCACAUUCGGAUCAGUGAUCACCGGCCGGUGUUUGCAACGUUUGAGAUCGGUGUUCGAGUGAUUGAUGAGACCAAGAAAGAUGCGCUCACGCAUAAACUGUACAUGAAGCGAGCAAGAGAGGUGAAGGCUGCCAUGCAUGCUGAGGACUACGAAGAUGAUUCAUCCGACAUCGAUGACGUGGUAGGCUACGAAGCUAUCCAGGAAGGCCUCCCACCUGCCAGCAGUGACCGGCGAAAAUGGUGGCUUGACGGCGACAAAGCCGUAAGGGCUGGCGUGCAGCCGCCGGAGAAGGGCAUGAUGCUCAACCCAAAACGGAAGAGCAACCCGUGGAGGCCGUCUGAUGGCGUUGACGAGGAGGACGAGUGGGUCAAGGUGGACAAACUCAACUUGAGUGACAGCGCCGGCACGAGUGGGAAGAAUAGUCCGCGGCAGAAACCACAACCACCCCCACCUCGGAGUGCUAGUUCUGCCAGCCAAAGGACAGUGUCUGGGAGUGUAGGUGGCCUGAGAGGAGGAAACGACAGCGUGAAGCCGGAACCGCCACCUGCUAGGAAGAGAAUGGUAGCUCCGGCAUGGGAAGGUGAGAGGAUGGCGAGUCCAUCUCCGUUGUUACCUGCACGAAGCGCCUCGAACGGAACAACUGCAAGCCACGCGGUGUCUACAAAGACCCCACCUCCCCCACCGGCUCCCAGGAAUCCAACCCCGACGCCUACCUCACAAACGUCCGCAAUGGCAGACCGAGCCCGCAGCGCCUCCUCCGCCUCGGUCAACAGCACGACCUCAUCUCAGGUGACGAAGCGCCCACCGCCCAAACCCACGAAACCCUCUGCCCUCGCCUCAAUGAGCACCGGCUCCUCCACCAGCUCGGUCCCGCAGGUCAGCAGCCAGCUCGAUAGAUCCGUCUCGUCCGCGUCGACAGGUACAGUGCUGACAAAGGGGAAGCCUGUGCCCUCGCCUCCCGCCAGCAGGAGCGUCACGACCGGUUCGGCCAUGGGUCCGGCUGUGCCGACCAGGAGGAAGCCUGUGUCAGGCUUCGUCAGUGGCGAUGCCGGUGAUGCCGGUGGCGCGGCCGGUGAGGAAACAACUCCGCCACCGCCUCUUCCAGCUAGGACUGCCACGUCUUCAAUCCUGGGCAUCACCACCGGAGAGGACAAUGGUGUUGAUGCCAACGAUGGCCCGCUACCGCUACACCCACCAGCGAAGCCGCUCGUCAAGCAAAGGAAAGGCAGCCAGUUGCAAAGCCCGACAAGUCCGCUUGGUGGCUUGCCGGGCGGUUGGUCUUCAUGGGGGUCCGCAAGUGGUGGUCACAGUGGUGGUGGUGUGGGGCAGGGGCCAUUGAAGGAAAUGGAUCCUAUGCCGAUCCAGGAUACCGGUGGGGAAGACAGGCCGGGGUUGCCGCCUCGACGAGGCAUGGGCUCGGGCGCAGGUGCCGGCACGGGUGGAGCGAGAGCGGAUGCGAGUGGGUUGAUGGAUAUGGAUGUUGAUGAUGGGGACGGUGGUGGAUUGGGGAGCUGGGAGGUGUUGAAGCCGAAGUCAGGGUAA